Molecule: messenger RNA, 1551 nt
Organism: Styela clava
Lineage: Eukaryota; Metazoa; Chordata; Ascidiacea; Stolidobranchia; Styelidae
Product: cytochrome P450 2J3-like
Biological process (GO): xenobiotic metabolic process
Cellular component (GO): intracellular membrane-bounded organelle; cytoplasm
Molecular function (GO): heme binding; iron ion binding; steroid hydroxylase activity
Source: RefSeq, a predicted model, not a curated record
UUCAAAAUAAUGUUCUGGACAUUAGGCUUCGAUUAUGCUACCUUUAUCAUUAGUAUUUUGACGUUUUUAUUAUGCUAUUACAUGCUAAGAAGACCGAAGAAUUUUCCGCCUGGUCCUCAGGGACUUCCUAUCGUAGGAUAUGUUCCGUUUAUUGCAAAGAAUCCUGCAGAAUCUUUGCAGAAAAUGAAGAAGACAUAUGGUCCUAUAAUGUCGAUUCAAUUCGGACGUAAAUUUUGGGUUAUCUUGAACGAUUAUGAUUUGAUAAAUCAGGCAUUAGUUAAGCAAAGCGAAAAAUUUUCGGGACGUCCCAAGAACUUUGUGUUCAAUUUGCUAUUCGGGCAAAGAGGGAUAAUUUUUCAAGAUUAUGGACCAACUUGGAAAGCUCUUCAUAAGUUUGGCUUGACAACUCUGAGAGGAUUUGGUGUUGGCAAGAAAGGAAUGGAAGAAAAUAUUAUUGAAGAAACUCAUUUGUUGAUUGAAAAUUUGACAACAAAGAACACUCAAAGUUUACAAUUAAAACUGAUGCUUGCGUCAUCAAACAUUAUCUGCCGUAUAGUAUUUGGUUCGAGGUUCGGUUAUAGCAACAAAAGACUUCUCCAUAUGCUCGAUAUUGUUCGGAAAUUUACCGGGAAUUGUCCUGAAGCGAAUAUGUUGGCUUUAGUAACCCUAGUAUCGAUAUUGAGAUUCAUCCCCCCAUUCAGUGGCGUUGUCAAAUUAAUUUCUUCGGAAGCAAAAACUAUGUCGGAAUAUCUGCAAGAUAUUAUCAAAGAACACGAAUCUACUUUUGACGAACAUCGGCUUCGAGACUUUACUGAUGCGUUUCUUAAAGAAAUAAAAGAUGACAAAAACGAUGAUUCAAUUUUCAAUAAACUGCAGCUCAUCCAAUACAUAACUGAUCUCUUUGAUGCUGGAUCAGCUACAACAAGCAGCACCAUGGGUUGGGCUUUGCUCUGUUUUGUUCAUUACCCGGAAUGCCAAGAAAAGAUAGCAAUGGAAAUUGCCAAAACGUUGGGCGAAGAUGGGGUUCCAUCAAUGAAAGAUCGAAUGGAAAUGCCUUAUACUUGCGCUUUUAUACAAGAACUGAUGAGACACAGAACCUUGUCGCCGUUGGCAAUGCAUAAAACAGAUGGAGAGGCGAUUUUAUAUGGAUAUACUAUUCCCAAAAAUACCACUGUUUGCCCGAACUUAUGGGCAGUUCAUCAUGACUCGGAUUAUUUCAUAAACCCGGACGAAUUCCGACCUGAGAGAUUUCUAGACCGAGACGGAAAAUUUGUCAAAUCAUGUCACGUGAUACCAUUUUCUGUCGGCCCUCGUCGCUGUCUUGGAGAACAACUUGCAAGGAUGCAAAUUUUCCUUUUUAUAACUGGAAUUGUACAGAAGCAGAGAGUGGUGCCGGAUCCUGAAAACCCCAUUCCAUCUUUUUAUGAGGGUGGGAAAAGUAUAGCAUCAUAUGAACCACCGAAUUUUGAAGUCUGUUUUAAAAAAAGAUAACAACUUGAACAUUGUAAAAAAUGAAGCUCUCUAUUACAAAUAAAUUAAUUUUUGUCUAAG